CAGCUGGUACAUCGACUACUUCCCCAACGGACGCGGUCCCCUGAUCAAGCGCGCCCGCGGCUACCUCUCCCUGCAGAUCGUCCUCGACGGCGCCGUCCCCGCCACCGCCGGGACCGUCAAGGCGCAGUUCACCCUUUCCCUGAUCAGCAACGCUGUCCCUGUGCAACGAACCACCGCACGCAAGAGUCCGGUGCACAAUCUCGCGCGUGGCGGAGCGGGAGGGUGGUGGUUCUUCAAGUACAUGAGCAAGGAGAAAAUCGAGAGAUUCUUCCUCGACCCAAAGGACGACAGCUUCACGCUCCAGUGCGACGUCGUCAUCCUCGACAGGUUCCGCGUGGUGAAAGGUGCCCCCUUUGUGGAGGUGCCGCCGCCCGACCUGCACCGCCACCUCGGGGAGCUUCUCUUCAGCGGGGAGGCCUCCGACGUCAGGCUCCAGGCCGGCGGGGAGACGUUCAGUGCUCAAAGGUGCGUGCUCGCUGCGAGGUCGCCGGUCUUCAAGGCGAAGCUCCUCGGCUCCAUGAAGGAGGGUACCACCACCGACUGCGCCGUACGCAUCGAGGACAUCGAGCCACAGGUCUUAAAGGCCGUGCUGCACUUCAUGUACACCGACAUAUUGCCCGAGGUGAGCAAGGAGGAAGAAGCCGCCAUGUCGCAGCACCUGCUUGAAGCCGCCGACAGGUUUGGCCUCCGGAGGCUCAAGCUCAUCUGCGAAGAAAACCUGUGCGGGUGCAUUGACACGAGCUCGGUGGUGACCACGCUCGUGCUGGCCGAGCAGCACAGUUGUCAGGGUCUCAAGGAGAAAUGCUUCGAGUUCCUCAAGUCAACCGGUCUGAAUGCGCUAAUUGCAAUCGAUGCCUUCAACCAUCUGUCGACUAGUUGCCCUGCCGUCCUGGAGGAGCUCACUUCCAAGCUUACUCUCCACUGAUAUUCAUGCAAAGGAGAUCAACAUUAUUGGGUAGGCUUCUAGUAAUGUCAAUGGUAGACUGAUCACACUGCUGGUAGUUUAUAGCUGCAUAUGUAUCACCACUUCAGUGCAUUAUCAUAGUCCUUGCACCAGCGCUGUCAGGUGACUUGUGAUGCCACUCUGUGUCUUUGCUCUGUUUGUGUUUGGUCCAUGCAUAGGUUCUGGAGAGCCACUAGUUUCUCAAUCUGUGAUCCCAACCUACUCAUUCAGCAGAACCUGGAUGUUUUAGA
Molecule: messenger RNA, 1194 nt
Organism: Sorghum bicolor (sorghum)
Lineage: Eukaryota; Viridiplantae; Streptophyta; Magnoliopsida; Poales; Poaceae
Product: BTB/POZ and MATH domain-containing protein 1
Exons: 1
Coding region: 242-925 (227 amino acids)
Biological process (GO): protein ubiquitination
Molecular function (GO): protein binding
Source: RefSeq, a predicted model, not a curated record